CACACUGAACUGCCGCUGCUCACACUCUCUACCCACUUGGAAAUUUCCUCAACGAGGGGGACAAUUUACUCCUGAGAAGCAGGACUGCUGGCUAAUGUGCAUCUUCUGAGGGCGGACUGCUUGCAAUGAACCAGUAGAGGAUCUGGAGCUGUGAAGAUCAGCAGACAUCCUAGGCUGCAUUUCCCUUGGCAAUAAGGUGUAGCUGCACCCUCCCCUCCCACACCGCUCGCCAAGAUGGUGGCGUUGUCACUGAAAAUCUGCGUUCGCCAGUGCAAUGUGGUGAAGACGAUGCAGUUUGAGCCCUCCACGGCCGUCUACGAUGCCUGCAGGAUCAUCAGAGAGAGGGUCCCCGAGGCUCAGACCGGACAGGCCUCAGACUACGGCCUGUUUCUCUCUGAUGAAGACCCCAGAAAAGGCAUCUGGCUGGAGUCUGGCAGGACGCUCGACUACUACAUGCUCCGCAAUGGGGACAUCCUUGAAUACAAGAAGAAACAGAGGCCCCAGAAGAUCAAAAUGCUGGAUGGGGCCGUUAAAACCAUCAUGGUGGACGACUCCAAAACAGUGGGAGAGCUGCUUGUGACUAUAUGCAGUAGAAUAGGCAUCACCAACUACGAGGAGUACUCUCUGAUCCAGGAGAUGGUGGAGGAAAAGAAGGAUGAUGGGAUGGGGACGCUGAAGAAAGACAGAACACUGCUGCGUGAUGAAAGGAAGAUGGAGAAGUUGAAAGCCAAGCUGCACACAGACGAUGACUUGAACUGGCUGGACCACAGCAGGACGUUCAGAGAGCAGGGGGUGGACGAGAGUGAGACCCUGCUGCUCAGACGCAAGUUCUUCUAUUCAGACCAGAAUGUGGAUUCCCGAGACCCGGUCCAACUCAACCUGCUUUACGUACAGGCACGAGAUGACAUCCUGAAUGGAUCUCACCCCGUAUCGUUUGACAAGGCGUGCGAGUUUGGAGGCAUUCAGGCCCAGAUCCAGUUUGGGCCACACAUAGAGCAUAAACACAAGCCUGGAUUUCUAGACCUGAAGGAGUUUCUACCUAAAGAAUACAUAAAGCAGAGGGGUGCUGAGAAGAAAAUAUUUCAGGAGCACAAAAACUGUGGAGAAAUGACAGAGAUUGAAGCAAAAGUUAAAUAUGUCAAACUGGCGAGGUCUCUGCGGACAUAUGGAGUCUCCUUCUUCCUGGUCAAGGAGAAAAUGAAGAGCAAGAAUAAACUGGUGCCACGGCUCCUGGGCAUAACCAAAGAGUCUGUGAUGAGAGUGGAUGAGAAAACCAAAGAUGUGGUUCAGGAGUGGCCGCUCACCACUGUGAAAAGGUGGGCAGCGUCUCCCAAGAGUUUCACCCUGGACUUUGGAGAGUAUCAAGAGAGCUACUACUCAGUGCAGACUACUGAAGGAGAACAGAUCUCCCAGCUCAUUGCUGGUUACAUCGACAUCAUCCUCAAAAAGAAACAAAGUAAGGAUCGUUUUGGACUAGAGGGUGAUGAGGAGUCAACUAUGCUGGAAGAAUCGGUAUCCCCUAAGAAGUCUACUAUCCUUCAGCAGCAGUUUAACCGCGUGGGUCGGGUGGAGCACGGCUCGGUGGCGCUGCCAGGGGUGAUCCGCUCCGGCUCCAUUGGCACAGAGUCGCUCAGCAUGGGCACCAUGCCAUCUGCUCAGCAGCAGAUCACUAUGGGACAGAUGCACCGUGGACACAUGCCACCUCUGAGUUCGGCACAACAGGCUCUGAUGGGAACCAUCAACACCAGCAUGCAAGCUGUGCAGCAGGCCCAGGUUGACCUGGGGGAGGUCGAUAACCUGCCACCGCUGGGACAGGACAUGGCAUCCAAAGUGUGGAUCCAGAACAAGGUGGAUGAGUCAAAACAUGAGAUUCACUCCCAGGUUGAUGCCAUCACUGCAGGAACAGCCUCCGUCGUCAACCUCACAGCUGGUGAUCCAACUGACACUGACUACACAGCGGUGGGCUGCGCCAUCACCACAAUCUCCUCCAACCUGACCGAGAUGUCAAAGGGUGUGAAACUGCUGGCUGCGCUCAUGGAGGAUGAGGUGGGCGGGGGCAACGACUUAAUGAGGGCUGCCAGGACACUAGCAGGUGCGGUAUCUGACCUGCUGAAGGCUGUGGAGCCUGCUUCCGGAGAGCCCAGACAGACCGUGCUGACGGCGGCGGGCAGCAUUGGCCAGGCCAGCGGAGACCUCCUGCGCCAGAUUGGAGAGAACGAGACGGAUGAGAGGUUCCAGGACGUUCUGAUGAAUCUGGCCAAAGCUGUGGCUAAUGCAGCAGCCAUGUUGGUGCUCAAGGCCAAGAAUGUGGCCCAGGUCGCAGAGGACACUGUGCUUCAGAAUCGUGUCAUCGCUGCUGCCACCCAGUGUGCCCUUUCCACCUCCCAGCUGGUGGCAUGUGCCAAGGUGGUAAGUCCCACCAUCAGUUCCCCGGUUUGCCAGGAGCAGUUAAUUGAGGCUGGGAAGCUGGUGGAUCGCUCGGUGGAGAGCUGUGUCCAGGCCUGCCUCUCGGCCACAGAGGACGGAGAGCUGCUUAAACAGGUGAGCGCGGCAGCCAGUGUGGUGGGCCAGGCUCUGAACGAUCUACUGCAACAUGUCCGUCAGUACACUUCACGGGGAGAGCCCAUUGGGCGCUACGACCAGGCCACUGACACCAUUAUGACCGUCACCGAGAGCAUCUUCAGCUCAAUGGGAGAUGCCGGAGAGAUGGUUCGUCAGGCGCGUGUGCUGGCCCAGGCCACCUCAGACCUGGUUAAUGCCAUGAGGUCUGACGCUGAGGCAGAGGUGGACGUUGACAACUCUAAGAAGCUGCUGGCAGCAGCCAAAUUGCUCGCUGAUGCCACUGCUAGGAUGGUGGAGGCAGCCAAGGGUGCAGCAGCGCACCCGGAGAACGAGGACCAGCAGCAGAGGCUGAGGGAGGCUGCAGAGGGGCUGCGUGUCGCCACCAACGCUGCUGCUCAGAAUGCCAUAAAGAAGAAACUGAUAAACAGACUGGAGAAUGCUGCCAAGCAAGCUGCCGCUGCAGCCACGCAGACCAUCGCUGCCUCUCAAAAUGCUGCCGCCUCCAACAAGAACACUGCUGCCCACCAGCAGCUGGUGCAGAGCUGUAAGGCAGUGGCAGACCAUAUCCCACAGCUGGUCCAAGGGGUGCGUGGCAGUCAGGCCCAGCCAGAGGACCUCAGUGCACAACUGGCCCUCAUCAUCGCCAGCCAGAACUUCCUGCAGCCUGGCAGUAAGAUGGUGACAUCGGCAAAGUCAUCUGUUCCCACGGUGACGGACCAGGCUGCAGCCAUGCAACUGGGUCAGUGUGCCAAGAACCUGGCAACCUGCCUGGCUGAACUCAGGACAUCUGCACAGAAGGCUCAUGAAGCCUGCGGCCCCAUGGAGAUUGACUCUGCGCUCACUGCAAUCCAGACCCUGAAAAGUGAGCUGCAAGAUGCCAAAUUGGCUGCGGUUAACGGACAACUGAAACCUCUACCUGGAGAAUCAUUGGAGAAGUGUGCUCAGGACUUGGGCAGCACCUCAAAGUCAGUGGGAUCGUCUAUGGCGCAGCUACUAACUUGUGCUGCACAGGGCAAUGAGCACUACACAGGUAUAGCGGCCAGGGAGACGGCCCAGGCCCUGAAAACACUGGCCCAGGCGGCCCGCGGUGUCGCUGCUUCCACCACAGACCCGAAAGCUGCCGCUGCCAUGCUGGACUCUGCCCGUGACGUCAUGGAGGGUUCAGCGCUUCUCAUCCAUGAGGCCAAGGAGGCACUGAUUUCCCCCGGAGAUGCUGAAAGCCAGCAGAGGCUGGCACAGGUGGCCAAGGCCGUGUCCCACUCCCUGAACAACUGCGUCAACUGUCUGCCCGGGCAGAAAGAUGUGGACAUGGCUCUCAAGAGCAUCGGGGAGGCCAGCAAGAAGUUACUGCUCGAAACUAUCCCUCCAUCCUCCAAGUCCUUCCAAGAAGCCCAGAGUGAGCUGAACCAAACGGCAGCAGACCUGAACCAGUCAGCAGGCGAGGUGGUCCAUGCUUCCCGGGGCUCCAGCAGCCAGCUCGCGGUGGCCUCUGGGAAAUUCAGCCAAGACUUUGACGAGUUCCUGGAUGCUGGCAUCGAGAUGGCCGGGCACACACCGAAAAAGGAUGACCAGAUCCAGGUAAUUGGUAACUUGAAGAACAUCUCCAUGGCUUCUAGCAAGCUGCUGCUGGCUGCCAAGUCCCUGUCUGUCGACCCUGGAGCAGCAAACGCCAAGAACCUGCUAGCAGCUGCUGCAAGAGCGGUGACUGACAGCAUUAACCAGCUGAUCACCCUGUGUACCCAGCAGGCUCCUGGUCAGAAGGAGUGUGACAACGCCCUGAGAGAGCUGGAGGCUGUCAGAGGAAUGCUUGACAACCCCAACGAACCUGUCAGCGACCUGUCCUACUUUGACUGCAUCGAGAGUGUGAUGGAGAACUCCAAGGUCCUGGGAGAGUCCAUGGCAGGUAUUUCUCAGAACUGCAAGACAGGAGACGUGACAGCCUUCGGAGAGUGUGUGGGAUCAGCCUCGAAAGCCCUGUGUGGCCUCACCGAGGCUGCAGGACAGGCAUCCUACCUGGUGGGUGUGUCUGAUCCUAACAGUCAGGCAGGGCAUCAGGGGUUGGUGGACCCCAUCCAGUUCGCCAAAGCUAAUCAGGCGAUCCAGAUGGCCUGUCAGAAUCUGGUAGAUCCAGACAGUAGCCCCUCACAGGUGCUCUCAGCUGCCACCAUUGUUGCUAAGCACACCUCGGCACUUUGCAAUGCCUGCCGGCUGGCUUCAUCCAAAACAGCCAAUCCAGUCGCCAAGAGGCACUUUGUCCAGUCCGCCAAAGAGGUGGCCAACAGCACUGCCAACUUGGUCAAAACCAUAAAAGCUCUAGAUGGCGAUUUCUCAGAGGAGAACAGGAACAAAUGUCGAGUUGCUACAGCUCCUCUAAUCGAGGCUGUGGAAAACUUGACAACAUUUGCCUCUAACCCAGAGUUUGCCAGUGUCCCUGCGCAGAUCAGCAAUGAGGGCUCUGCAGCUCAGGAGCCCAUCCUCCAAUCAGCACGCUCCAUGCUAGACAGCUCCACCCACCUGCUGAAAACUGCACGCUCAUUGGUGAUCAACCCCAAAGACCCGCCCACCUGGUCUGUUCUGGCUGGUCAUUCUCGCACGGUCUCCGACUCCAUCAAGAGUCUCAUCACAGCCAUCCGGGACAAGGCCCCAGGCCAGCGGGAGUGCGACACAUCAAUUGAUAACAUCAACAAAUGUAUCCGGGACAUUGAGCAGGCCUCUCUAGCAGCAGUCAGCCAGAACUUACCCAGCAGGGACGACAUCUCACUGGAGGCGCUACAAGAGCAGCUGACAUCCACCGUGCAGGAAAUUGGCCACUUAAUCGACCCCAUUUCCACUGCUGCCAGGGGUGAAGCCGCCCAACUAGGACACAAGGUGACCCAACUGGCUGGCUACUUUGAACCACUGAUCACUGCCUCUGUGGGUGUAGCGUCCAAGCUCAAGGACCACCAGCAGCAGAUGACCUUCCUAGAUCAAACGAAGACCCUGGCUGAGUCCGCCCUGCAGAUGCUUUAUGCUGCCAAGGAGGGUGGAGGAAACCCCAAGGCAUGCCAUACCCAUGAUGCCAUAGCAGAGGCUGCCCAGCUUAUGAAGGAGGCAGUUGAUGACAUCAUGGUGACACUGAAUGAGGCUGCCAGUGAAGUGGGCAUGGUGGGCGGCAUGGUGGACUCCAUUGCAGACGCCAUGGGAAAGCUGGAUGAGGGUACACCACCUGAACCUGAGGGCUCAUUUGUGGAUUACCAGACCAGUAUGGUGAAAUACUCCAAGGCUAUUGCCGUCACUGCUCAGGAGAUGAUGACCAAGUCAGUGACGUGUCCAGAGGAGCUGGGAGGCCUGGCCUCUCAGGUCACCGUGGACUACAGCCAGCUGGCCCUGCAGGGGCGACUGGCUGCUCACACUGCCGAGCCAGAGGAGAUCGGUUUCCAGAUUAAGACACGAGUGCAAGAGUUGGGUCAUGGUUGCAUCUUCCUGGUCCAGAAGGCUGGAGCGCUGCAGAUCACUCCUUCAGACAGCUUCACCAAGCGGGAGCUUAUUGAGUGCGCCCGCAAUGUCACAGAAAAGGUGUCCUUGGUGCUAUCGGCCCUCCAGGCAGGUAACAAAGGCACACAGGCCUGCAUUACAGCAGCUAGUGCUGUCUCUGGCAUCAUCGCUGAUCUGGACACCACCAUCAUGUUCGCCUCCGCUGGCACACUCAACGCAGAGAACGAUGAGUCCUUUGCAGACCACAGGGAAAACAUUUUGAAGACAGCCAAAGCCUUGGUUGAGGACACAAAGAUGCUGGUAUCUGGCGCGGCCUCUGGUCAGGACAAGUUGGCUCAGGCCGCCCAGUCUUCUGCCAAAACCAUCACCCAGCUCACAGACGUGGUCAAACUGGGUGCUGCCAGCAUCGGCUCUGAUGACCCUGAGACACAGGUGGUUCUGAUAAACGCUGUUAAAGACGUGGCCAAGGCUCUGGCUGAGCUCAUUGGUGCCACCAAGUGUGCCGCAGGCAAGGCAGCAGACGACCCAUCUAUGUAUCAGCUGAAGGGUGCUGCCAAGGUGAUGGUAACCAACGUAACAUCCCUGCUGAAAACAGUCAAGGCUGUGGAGGACGAGGCCACUCGAGGCACCAGGGCUCUGGAGGCCACCAUCGAGUGCAUCAAACAGGAACUGACGCUGUUCCAAUCCAGGGACAUCCCUGACAAGUCGACCACGCCUGAGGAGUUUAUUCGCAUGACUAAGGGCAUCACCACGGCAACCGCCAAAGCAGUGGCUGCAGGAAACUCUGCCCGACAGGAGGACAUCAUCCAUACGGCCAACAUCAGCCGCAAGGCCAUCUCCGACAUGCUCACCACCUGCAAGCAAGCAGCUUACCAUCCAGAGGUGAAUGACGAAGUGAGGCACCGAGCACUGAUGUUUGGAAGAGAGUGUACAACAGGAUACAUUGACCUAUUGGAGCAUGUACUACUAGUCCUCCAGAAGCCCACUCCAGAGCAGAAGCAGCAGCUGGCAGCAUGUUCCAAACGGGUGGCAGGAGCCGUCACUGAGCUCAUCCAGUCUGCUGAAGCCAUGAAAGGUUCAGAGUGGGUGGACCCUGAGGAUCCAACCGUAAUUGCGGAAACUGAGCUGCUUGGAGCAGCGGCGUCCAUUGAAGCAGCAGCUAAGAAACUAGAGCAGCUGAAACCCCGAGCCAAGCCCAAGCAAGCGGAUGAAACACUGGACUUUGAGGAGCAGAUUCUGGAGGCAGCUAAGUCCAUCGCUGCAGCCACCAGCGCCUUGGUCAAAUCAGCCUCAGCCGCCCAGAGGGAGCUGGUAGCCCAAGGCAAAGUGGGCUCCAUUCCAGCCAACGCCGUGGACGAUGGACAGUGGUCCCAGGGGCUCAUCUCAGCUGCACGCAUGGUUGCAGCAGCAACCAGCAACCUGUGUGAGGCAGCCAACGCCUCAGUCCAAGGCCAUGCCAGUGAGGAGAAACUCAUCUCUUCAGCCAAACAGGUGGCGGCCUCCACUGCCCAGCUGUUGGUGGCCUGCAAGGUCAAAGCCGACCAGGACUCUGAGGCCAUGAGGAGACUACAGGCUGCAGGAAAUGCGGUGAAGAGGGCAUCAGACAACCUGGUGCGGGCAGCCCAGAAGGCGGCAUUCGACAAAGUAGACGAUGACAAUGUGGUGGUCAAGACCAAGUUUGUGGGUGGCAUUGCACAGAUCAUUGCGGCCCAGGAGGAGAUGCUGAGGAAGGAGCGGGAGCUGGAAGAGGCCAGGAAGAAACUGGCUCAGAUCAGGCAGCAGCAGUACAAGUUCCUGCCCAGCGAGCUCAGAGAAGACGACAACUAACGAAUUAACCAACCGCCCUCUCCUCACCGCUGCUAGACCUCUUCCCGUCCGUCCGUCCGUCUGUCUGUCUCUCUCUUUGUCUGUUGAAAUACGCAUGUACAGCGUGAGGUGCAGAUCCGUGUUUGUGUGCUGCUUUGUAUCCUUUAAUGGCACACAUGCACUAGUAGUGGCCUAAAGUGACUUUAAAAACUUUGUGACUGACUUAACUGACCAGUAAUGCCCAAGCACACAGUGGUCUGCCAUGCCAAGUCUGCAUCAGCCUCACUUGGAAAGGCCCUGAGGUCAGCUACUAACAAGUUUCUGAUACUGCUGUCUGGAACAGGCUGCUUUCCCCACUCCGGUAUCGCAAGCCAACUUAAGUCUCGAUAUAAGGAAUGUAUUGAAAUGACUGAAGAACAGCUAUUUGUCCUCAUGUACAGUAUAACUACUAUGAAUGAUAUAAUACUCUGAAUGUGAUACACUUGGGACAAACAGGGCAGACCAUAUGCUGCCUGUUUUGCCUCUAAGUGAGACUCUUGUUCAUGUGUUUUACAACUUGCAGCCCUAACUCAUAAAAUGUCUAAGAGUAAGAAUUGAUUGUACUGCUGUUUAUGCCACACGGCUGUAUACCCUCAGUGUGGCAAAGGGAGGGAACAGGUGUCAAAUUAUUCCUCUUACAUUUUGUGAAAUAUGGGCAUUGAGUGUUUGACAUGUAUUGACAUCAAAUUUGGCACCUUAAUAUCUGUUUAAAUCGUGAAUUGCGUCGCCGUAGAGUGUCUUUACACAGCUCUUCAGUGGUCAUUAAUCCUGUAAUGAAGGCAGGUUGGAUUUUGACCUUUUUUUUUCGGACCAUGCUGUAAAUUUCGAUAACAGAUAGUUGUUUUAUGGAAAUAAUCCUGCAUUGGAGACAGUGGUAUGAGCAUCUUUUGUCUUUUUUUUUUUUUUUUCAGUUUUUGACACUUUUUAUCCUAAAAUAGAUGGACUUUAAAUGCAAAGUAACUGUCUUUUUUUAAUAUGUAAUGAAACUCUACAUGUCAGUCUAAGCCCUUGAAUAUAGGUGUCAUUGUGCGCAGCCUCUGAGACUCAACUAGAAUGUGUUAUGCUGUUACGCUGUUCCUGUGAAUGCGUUUCUGCAUAGGAGGAAGUACUUACCGUGGAAGAAAUAUAAAUAUUACUCCCACUUAUUUUUAGCAGGAAGCGUGUCUUUAUCAAGCACAACUAGUUUGAGAUAUUCACCUCCACUAGAAGAGCCUCUAGUACCACACAUAAGUUCCUGGACCACGCAAGUUUCUUCUCACUGAUUCUUUGUAUUUUGUACAACACUUAUUUUGCAGUUCAUUUUACUGAGCCAUAUAGUUUCAGCAGCAAGUUCAUGAUGCAAUAACACAGAUGGUGCUUUGGGGGGCAGUAUUGUUAUCUCACAAAAUUUCCCAGCUGCUUGAACAUUGUACAGAUAACUGGUGUAAAAAAAAAAAACAAAAAAAACAACAACAACUCGGUAAUAUUCUUUGAAACAAUAUUGUGUUGGUUGUUUAUUUUGCUUUCAUUAGGAAUAGAUUGGUUUAGCAAUCCAGGCAACUUGCAACAUGCUCGUGGCGUGUGGUCGGCUGCCACUCGUUGCAAAUUAGAGCGCUCUUGUAACACCUCACGCUUCUUAAAUUAAUUGAAUGCAAUGCAAUACCACUUAAUUGACUAUGCACUUUUGUGCCUCUUCUAAUGGUUAUUCUUCCCGGUAUAUUUAUCUAGGCCCCUGAGUCCCUCUCCCACACAGAGAGAGAGAGAUGUAGUCGUAGUUCCAGCAACAUUGGAUCACUGCCAGAGACUGAUUUUAAUCUGUUAAUUUCCAAUUCAGAAUAUUCAAGAAGCAGAUUUCCAUGAAUAUUUAACAAUUCGGUAAUUUGAUCAGUAAAAUUAGAGACUGCAGCCUGUCAUUGUGGGAUUUGCAGUUCCACAGUUUGUUCUGAAUGAAGGGAAUUGAGUGUGAAGUGACUGUGACCCUGGUCAUUUCAGUUCAUCCUGCUCUUCUGUCUGUCUCUCUUAAUCUAAGGGUGCUCUGUGCAACUUUAAUGAAUAAUAUGCUACUUGCUGCAAUAGAUGAAAACCAUUUGUUUACCGAGCUUUGAUUGUAGUGUGUUUUGACUACCUUGUCUUAUUAUAUGGGCAGUGUUUUCAAUAUUAAACUAUAUUGUAAGAUUAGGUCCUGCUCUCAUAAUGCAUGGCUUUGUGGUUCAAAAUGGCUCACUACUUUCAUACAGUAACAGAAAAUUAAACUUUUAAGGAUGCACUGAGUGUUUCUGACCUCUACGUAAAGACUGUCCCGAACCAGCUUGCAACUAGUUAACUCUUUUUCAGUUUUGUGAGAGCUGGCUCUGGGAUUGUUUUGUGACAUUGUUUUGUGUGCGGGGAAUCCACUGCUCAUCGAUUAAGUCUGUAGUGUUAUUAUUAUUAGUGCCUUAGUCUGUAGCCCAUACAGCGUCUGGUCUGCUUGAGUGACAGCUUCAACUCAUUGGUCGAUGGAAGGCCCGGAACAUGCAAAUGUGUGGGAAUGUGGGUUCAUGUCCAUGGAUCCUCUAGCAUUAAUGUCACCCUUGUUAAUGUACUGUUCCUCGAAAUGCCACACCAGCUCUCUCUGUCUCUUCUCUUUCUCUUGCUCUUUUUCUCUCUGGCCUUUUGGGGAUGGCACAGGAACUGUCCGUCAGUCGAAGAAAAAAUGUGUCGUUGUGUAAAAUGUACCAUCAUAAUAUAUAAAUAUAUAAGUAUGUAUAUUAUAUAUAUGAAGACAACACAUUUUUGUACCGCAUUCCAUGGGCAUGUACCACAAUGCUUCUGGACAGACUGGACUUCUGGGUCUGUCAGCCGCUUUAUUGUAUGUUACCAAGUUAAAAUCACUGAAGUUUUAUGGUCUUCUUCUUUUCUUUGUCCUUUUAAGCCACUAUGAAAGAUAAAUGUGAUAAGAAUACUAAGAUAUAUCUGUCACCGUUAAGAUGUUGUGACUUAUGUUGAUGGAGUCGGAGAGACUGAAGUGUUCAUACCUGUAUGUUCUUCCCUAACCAAGAUAAUGAAAUUACUACAGUAAAGAGAUGUGAUACGGUACAAUAUGAAAGCUAUUUAUCUGGCCUCGAGAAAAAUAUUUUUUUGUAUUCACUGAAAAUAAAAGUUUCAAAG
Molecule: messenger RNA, 11007 nt
Organism: Myripristis murdjan (pinecone soldierfish)
Lineage: Eukaryota; Metazoa; Chordata; Actinopteri; Holocentriformes; Holocentridae
Gene: tln2a
Product: talin 2a
Exons: 58
Coding region: 235-7863 (2542 amino acids)
Biological process (GO): cell-cell adhesion; actin cytoskeleton organization
Cellular component (GO): cytoskeleton; plasma membrane; ruffle
Molecular function (GO): integrin binding; actin filament binding; structural constituent of cytoskeleton
Source: RefSeq, a predicted model, not a curated record